Molecule: messenger RNA, 1967 nt
Organism: Bufo gargarizans (Asiatic toad)
Lineage: Eukaryota; Metazoa; Chordata; Amphibia; Anura; Bufonidae
Product: gastrula zinc finger protein XlCGF17.1-like
Exons: 2
Coding region: 92-1036 (314 amino acids)
Biological process (GO): regulation of transcription by RNA polymerase II
Cellular component (GO): chromosome
Molecular function (GO): chromatin insulator sequence binding
Source: RefSeq, a predicted model, not a curated record
AGGCGAUCCCCCGUGUAAGAGCGAGGUGGAGGAGGACAUUCCAGGAGAUGUCACCACAGAAAAUCCCAGUAAAAAUUGUAAGGGAAACUUCAUGUUAUCACUAAAUUACAAAGAAGAAGCUGAAGAUAUCAUGCAUCGUUCUUCAAAAGAAACCCUCAUUACCCUUAAUGUACAUCCAGGACUUCACAGUACAGAUCUAUCAUUUAAUCACCCUAAACUUGAGGACCCUUCUGCCGGCCAAUCACAGAUUGUUACCGCAAGUACAAAUCAGAAAGGGGGUGAAAGGUUUCAGUGUGAUAAAGAGUUCACAAAAAGAGCAGUUUUUUCUGCAAAUGGAAAAAUUCACACAGGAGAGAAGUCCUAUUCAUGUGCAGAAUGUGGGAAUCGCUUUAAAUAUAAAUCACAUCUUGUUAGACACAAGAGAAGUCACACAGGAGAGAAGCCAUAUUCCUGUUCAGAAUGUGGUCAGUGCUUUACAAAUAAAUCAUAUCUUAUUAUACAUGAGAGAAUUCACACAGGAGAGAAGCCAUAUACAUGUUCAGAAUGUGGGAACUGUUUUGUAAGUAAACCAGAUCUUGUUAAACAUGAGAGUAUCCACACAGGAGAAAAGCCAUAUUCAUGCUCACAAUGUGGGAAAAGUUUUACACAAAAAUCAUAUCUUGUUAUACAUGAGAGACGUCACACAGGAGAGAAACCAUACUCAUGUUCUGAAUGUGGGAAAUGUUUUACACAAAAAUCAAAUCUUGUUGCACAUGAGAGAAGUCACACAGGAGAGAAGCCAUAUUCAUGCUCGCAUUGUGGGAGGUGUUUUACGGUUAAAUCAAGUCUUGUUAAACAUGAGAGAAGUCACACAGGAGAGAGGCCGUAUUCAUGUUCAGAGUGUGGGAAAUGUUUUACAGAUAAAUCAAACCUUGUUACGCAUCAGAGAAUUCACACCGGAGAGAAGCCAUAUUCAUGUUUAGAAUGUGGAAAGUGCUUUUCAGAUCAAUCACAUCUUGGUAGACAUAAGAGAAUUCACACAGAAAAGAAGCCAUAAUCAUGUUUAGAAUGUGAGAAACUUUUUAUUACUCAUUCCAAACUUAAAGGAGUUGUCCCGGGACUCCCAUAAAAAUAAAAAUGUCCAGAAUCAGCCUUAACACUCAUAAGAACUGUAAAAGAGGAUUGCUAUAAAACUUUUAGCUCCUAUGGGUCCCUGUGCCAGCUUUCUGCCAUUUGUUUACACUGGUCACUGGUAUACACUAUGUAACUGCCCUCUCACAGACCUCAGCUCCUCUACAUCACUCUGUAGCCUCCCUUCUAUCUCUCUACUGCAGGAGACAGAGGAGCUUACAAUCAGCUCAGUAUAAGUCCCAUUACACAGUUCCUGCAGUGUUCUUAUCUCCUCCAGUUCUCUUUGCAUCCUCCCCCUCCCUCCUCAUAUCUGCUCCAGCUCAUCACUGUCCUCUCUCCCCUUUCCACAUAUGAGCUGUCACUAGCUCCUCUUUCCCCUGCCCAGUGCCUACAGAGCUGGGGAAUGGUAAUGCCGGGCUGGGCAGGGGAGAGAGGCACUGACAAUACACAGAGCUAAGAAGUGAUGUGGAGGAGCGUGGCCAGAGGCUGUGCAAACAUAAGGAGAUGAGGAGAGGGGAGGUCAAUUCUAUAGGGCUGUGCUAUAGAGGAGGGAGAGAGGGCAUCGGACUGUAGAGGUGAUGUCAACAAGGAAAACAACAAGAUGUCAUGACUGCUCUGUAAAGAAGCUAAAGGGAGCAGAAUAGAUAAUAAAACUGUAUUAGAGAUUUGCUGCUCUGGCCAUGCAAGUUUAAGGGGGCAUAAAAGUCUAAUCCCAGGAAAACUGCUUUAAGGAUCAUCGAAGAAGUCACACAGGAUAGAAGCCGUUUUGAUGUAGUGUCACAGUGCAGCAUUGUGAUUUUUAUAAUAAAAAUGCUUUCCAGCACAACUUCCAUUUGAAAUUGUGUCUUUAUUCAAUC